Messenger RNA from Beauveria bassiana ARSEF 2860, 2514 nucleotides. RefSeq lists its product as uncharacterized. The coding region runs from base 1 to 2514 and encodes 837 amino acids. The record is from RefSeq and is a predicted model, not a curated record. Lineage: Eukaryota; Fungi; Ascomycota; Sordariomycetes; Hypocreales; Cordycipitaceae. The transcript is spliced from 2 exons.
AUGCUACCCAAUAUUCUCGUCAGUACGUAUUUAGAAUACAAAAAAGACACUGACUCCAUUGCCUCGUGGCUAGCGUCGACUGCAAGGGCAGCAGGCUUCAAUACAAGCAACCUGUCAGCUCCGCCCAGCCUGGCCGGUACAAACGGAGGCCGUCUCAAGGGAAAGGCGCGUAAGCAGGCCAAGAAAGCCUCCAGCAAACCCGUCGCGACGUCUACCAAAUAUGUGAUUCGCAUCCGUGACUUUACGGUGCUUGCCGAGUACAUUCUCGAAAAGGCCAUUGCUGUCCCUUUGUCGUUUCAAUCGACCCUUGAUCGUGCCAUUGCAGCGCGCGCUGGCUUCGGAGCCCAGCUCGACGGUGAAGGCUUCAGUGUCGACCCAAAGGUCGAUGCAAAGCAUGAAAACUUUGUCGACGUGCUGAAGCACGUCAGAGAUAUUCUCACGUCGCUUAUGCCUUUCCCGGAUAAGGACAAGUCUUCUAAUCGAGGCGAUACUGUUCAGAACCGAUUUGCUGGUCUCACUGUUGACGAACCGUCAGAAGCCUUCUUGUCUGCUCCAAAUAUCCAGAGACCAACGAAACCCGCGGCCGACCCGGUCGACUAUGCUGCAGAACCUCCCACGUCCUUUGAGGAUGCCAUCUUCGCAUUGCGAGUACUUAUGAACGACAUGAACAAAGCCAGGGCAAGUAUCAGAUCAGUCUGGGAAUUCUUCAAAGUUGGAGGCUUCGAUGUCGUCCCUGCGGCUGUCACUACCAAUACUGUUGUUGAACUUGUCCGCAAUAUGAUUGAGGAUGUUCUGCCACUAAUUGAGAUGCACGGCGGCCUCAAAUACUGCAUACAAAGAUGCUACAUGGUAAAUUGUCUACUCAACGGAUUUUCGGUCUCGGAAGUGACUACUGGAAACGUCAAAGACAACUUCAACUAUGACACCUACGACGAGGCCAACGAAACAUAUCUCAUGUCUUUUCGCCUGUUGGAAGGCUUCCAAGGUGUCCUCGAACCGGGAAAAAUCCCUCUAUAUAAUAAUGGCUUUUUAGCAACGUUUGAUGCAAAUAGCGAUCGUACCAAAAAGUCAGGCGCGGACAAGUUUCAUGAUGAUCGCGCCCUUUUGACGCCUGUCCUCACAGAUUUGAUCACCAUUGUUCUCAAAGUGCCAACAUGGCCAGUUCACGACGAACUUUUGCGUGGCAUGAAGGAAUUGGUGCAGAACGGCCGGAUUCCAUUUUAUAUGGUAUUUGCGGCUCAAGUCUUUCUCGACGUGACCUACACACUUGGUCCCGACAUUGAAAGAGGAUGGAGAAUUUUUAAGGGACAUACCAAUUUCAUCGUCAACGAUCUGGAAGCGUACUUCGAAUUUCAUGAGAAAGCCAAGCUCCAAACCUGGGCGCCCUCCAAUGACCAAAACAUCAAGCUUCUACGCGAGGGUAUACUAUGGCUUGGCAAAGACCCCGUUCACCAAAUUCUGGAAGAGCCUCUCAAACGUCAAGGUGUCCAGGCCAGCAAAGAAGAUCUUCAUCGCAUUUUUCGCAUGUCUCCGGUGCUUUGUGGACUGGUACUUUACCAAGCUCGAUUUAAUUAUCGACAGGCCGGUAUGGCGGUAGCGGAUGCAUGGGGCUCCAUUCAAUAUGCUGGGCAUCUAUACAAUGCGCUGCAAAGCAAUGGCCUGCUGGCGAACCGAUGGAAAGACAUGGACCUUGCAAAGGUGAUUCUCGGAAUGGAGAGCUUUUACGCGGGCGGGGACGAGCCGCGGACACUCGCUGAUCAGUUCAGAAAGUAUUGUCUGCAAAUGGGAGUCUCAGCAGCUGCAUUGAGCAAGAACUGGCGAAAAGGGCGUGCAUUGGCGUCCAAGGCAGGGCCCCGUGGCCUCAAAGUUAACGCGCCGGUUGCUACCAUGUUCAAAGAGAGAUACGGUCACGACCGCGAUAUUGUGCUCACGAGCGAGCAAGUCAACCGCAUCAUUGAGCUCAGCGCGUUUGAGCUGGAAACGGAUGAGGAGACGGGCCGUACCGUCCUGGGCCAAAUUGGAGAUGAGACGAAGUUGAAGGAAAAGCAGAAAUUGCGACACGAGAUUGAAAACGGCUUGAAACCCUCGUCGCGCCAGCCGACGAAAGAAACCCGCAUCUCGCUUGGUCAGGUGACGGAGAUGUUGGCCAACACAUUACAGGCGGAAACGAUUGAGUUCACGUUCCCGUACAUGACGAUGCACCGUUGGUGCUGGCGGCUGUUCCGCGCUGUGCGCGAUCAAUGCGACUCGCAGCUCAGGCAAAUCAUUGGUCCAGACUAUCUUGAGAAUGAAAGCCAGCUUACCACCCUGACAGGCUACAUCUUCAUGCUAGCAUGUGGAGCCGAAGGCCAUGUACCGAACAUGGGUCCGAUGAAGGCAGCUGCCGAAGCUUUGAACGGGAUGCUGAGUGCGGGAACAGGAGGAUAUAUCGUUGAGGAUAUAUUGAAAGGUGCCCUGGGUAUGCCAGUCGUGUUUGUUGAAGAGCGUGACGAAGGGGAUGAAAAUGCGGUGUAG